Ruditapes philippinarum (Manila clam) is the source of this 5367-nucleotide messenger RNA. Its product is annotated as elongation of very long chain fatty acids protein 4-like. The transcript is spliced from 8 exons. NCBI's taxonomy places the organism in Eukaryota, Metazoa, Mollusca, Bivalvia, Venerida, Veneridae. The record is from RefSeq and is a predicted model, not a curated record. The coding region runs from base 176 to 1063 and encodes 295 amino acids. Gene Ontology annotation, cellular component: endoplasmic reticulum membrane. Gene Ontology annotation, biological process: fatty acid elongation, saturated fatty acid; fatty acid elongation, polyunsaturated fatty acid; sphingolipid biosynthetic process. Gene Ontology annotation, molecular function: fatty acid elongase activity.
GCGGUAACUGAUACGGUACGGUAGUUAAAUUUCAUCCUCCUAAAUUGUUGUGGAAAUGAAAUGUGCAUCACCGUAUACUGCAUUGAAUAGAUCUUAAAUCAAUCUAAAAUUUGUUAAUUAAAUAAUUUGGAAAAAAGACAGUGCUUGCUGCAAGACAAGACAGAGUGGUGCAGUCAUGGAUUUAAUUGUGGAUAAAGUGAACCACUUUAAUGAGUUCUACACAUGGGCUCUCUCAGUGUCAGACAAGCGAGUGGAGGACUGGUUUCUCAUGCAAGGUUACGCUCCGACGCUCAUCAUUACAGCCAUAUAUGUCAUCUUCGUAACAAAGAUCGGGCCAAAGUUCAUGGAGAACAGGGAACCAUAUAGACUGAAGUGGCCUAUAGUUAUUUAUAACUUUGUUUGUAUAGCCAUCAACUUUCAUAUAUGUUCGCAGCUAUUAUAUAACACGACAAUGGUAGGGUACAGCUAUUCCUGUCAGACUGUUGAUUAUUCUGACAAUCCUUAUGAAGUUAGAAUUGCAAAGGCACUCUGGUGGUUUUAUUUCUCAAAAUGUAUAGAAAUGUUGGACACAGUGUUUUUUGUAUUACGUAAAAAGAAUAACCAAGUUAGCUUUUUACACGUUUAUCAUCACGCCACGAUGUUCCCAAUAUGGUGGAUGGGAGUAAAGUGGGUAGCUGGUGGCCAGUCAUUCUUCGGUGCCAUGGUUAAUUCGUUCAUUCAUGUGAUCAUGUACACAUACUACGGAAUUGCUGCCCUUGGACCACAAUACCAAAAAUACCUCUGGUGGAAACGAUACCUGACCAUUAUUCAACUGAUCCAAUUUUUCGCUGGUAUGGUGUAUGGUCUACAGGGCAUUAUUAUUGAAUGUGAUUAUCCAAGAUGGAUGCUGUGGACGUCCCUCGUGUACGGUGUUACGAUAAUCACCCUUUUCUUAAACUUCUAUAUUCAAGCUUAUAUAAAGAAACCAAAUACAACUAAGGUUAAAGAAGUGGAAGAGAAGAAAAAAGGAGAAGUUGCAAAUGGAGUUUCAAACGGGCACACAGAAAGUAAAAAGAAAAAGUGAAUUAUCCUCAUUAGUUCAGAUAUGUCUCGUUAACGUAACAAACUAAGUUAAGGGCGCAAUACUCUUCAGAAUGACUUUAUACCGGUAUUUGUCAGGACUUUCAUUUUUUGAGCCGAGUCACGACAAAACCAACAUAAUGGGUUUGCGACCAGCAUGGAUCCAGACCAGCCUGCGCAUCUGCGCAGUCUGAUCAGGAUCCAUGCUGUUCGCUUUCAGUUUCUCUACUUGUUAUAGGGUUUGUAAGCAAACAGCAUGGAUCCUGAUCAGACUGCGCGGAUGCGCAGGCUGGUCUGGAUCCAUGCUGGUCGCAAACCCAUUAUGUUGGUUUUGUCGUGACACGGCUCAAUCAUAACAGCAUUGGCCUAUAGUGCCGGCUGAAGCUGAUGCUAUCUCGUCAAAUGUCUGCGAUGUAGUUAGUAUAUUUUAUGUGUUCCGAGUUAAGAUUUUUUUUUAAAAUUUCUUUUAAAGGAAUUUUUUGUUUUUUGUUUUGUGCAUUUUACGUGCAUGACAUUUUACAAGAAUUAGGAUGAUGUCACUUUAAAAUACUAGUAUAUAAGCAGUAAAACCUGUUACUGCAAUAAGAUAACGAAAUAUUUCUUGGAUCAUUUUACUGUACAACUUUAUACAUGCUGAACUUUAUGAACAAUUUAAUGGUCUUUGACAACAGGUUACCUGUAUUCACAGGUUAUAAAUUUAACACAUGGUUUAAAGAGUCAAAAAAGUGGCCUGGUUCACAGGUUAACAAAUUCUAAAAUUAGAAACAAAAAGCCGGCCUCAAGAUUAUUUAACUUUUUUUCUGAGUUCUGUCUCAAAUCUCAGGAUUUUCAUUGGUCAGUGAACAUUCUGUGACGGUUUCUGACCAAUCAAAUGCCUGAGAUCUGAGGUUAAUCUUAGAGAAUUUCUUUAUAACCUUCGACCUUGUCUAUGGUCUCUGUUCAGAGGUGGUCUGUGAUAAGAGAUUUUACUUUAAAACACAUCUACAGAUCUUUGUCAAUAAAGAAAAUGAUUGCAAAAUUUCAGAUUUGUAAAAAUGUAAAAUAUUCUGAAUUUGAAAGUUUUUAUUGUUUUUGGUUUGCUAUACAUGUUAUAAGCUCUCGGUUAAUUAGUUUAUAUAAUGAAAAAGACUUACAAAUCAUGUGUUUUGCUGAAAAAGAAUCUUUUUUCAUUUAGAAGAUCUGAUAUACUAUUUUGUACUUUUUUUUCAAUAAAUUUAUUGUUAUUUGUGAAAGAAUUUUUUAUAGCUUUCAUUUAAAUCUGAAUUUUUUUUUUUUUCACUAAAAUCAUUAAAAUUUUAUAUACCAGUAAUUAUAAUUAUAUCUCCUAUUUUGUUGUGUAUUGUAGAAAUCCAUUUUUGCUAUUUGGUCACCUAUCGCCGAAAUCCACAGAUUUAUUUUCCGUCCCCAUUAAAACAUUGUUCAUUCUGAAGCCAUGACAAUUUAAAAGAUUACAGUCUAGUGAUGAUGCAUAAAUUAUGUAUUAUAUAUAUAUAUAUAUUUUUUUUUUUUCAUUUUUUUUCUUUUUUUUUUUUUUUUUUUUUUUUUUUUUAUGAAAAUCAUUUCAUUUUUUAUUCAUUGUGAGCGUGUGAUAGUUACGUUAUAAUUAUUCUGUGAAACAGAUAUGCAAUUACACAUGGGCAAUAUUAGAAUACAAUCAUAGGAAAAUGUUGAAUAUUUUUUAGAUAUUGUAUUGUAAUAGCCAGUUAUAUUUUGUAUAUUUUCAAUAUUGCUCAAACUUUGAACCUGCAAUUUUUGUUAACUUUGAUGAAAGUCUGAUAUAUAUAUUUUUUAAAUUAUUUUUUUUGGGGUGAAAAUAUAACCUGAUUUUGUGAAAUGGACUUUUCCUGCUUUGAAUUUGGAACAGUCCAUUAGUAAUUUCAGGGAAUUCAAUCUAACCCUUUACCUUCCGGAUCUAAAAAUGAUUUAACUUUUGCCACCAGAAUAGAGCCAGGCCAGCCUGCAGAUCCAGGCAGUCUGACCAGACUCUAUUCUGUUGGCUGACUUACUUUAAAUUUUUAUCCUGAUAUACCCAAAUUGAUAAUUGACAGUUCCAAAAAAUGGAAACUGGACAAGUUCAUUUAAGAAAUUCAGGGGGUUAAGGGUUAACAAUGUUUAUUCUGAGCAUCAAACAGUAUAUAGUCAGGUCAGACAUCAAGGUCGUACAAGAUGGCAUAGGUCUGAAACUAUAGUUAUUAGUGCAGUAGUAAGUAUUUGAUAUUUUUGAUAAUUUCACUGAAUUGUUUAGAUAUUCAAGAAUGUAAAAAUGUUGCCUUAGUGCAGUAACGGGUUAAGUCCUUCAAAAUUUACUAGAAGUUAACCAGUUAUUGGACUACGGUGACUAAUGAGCGUGGUUUUGUCUACAACUCUUAUAUGACCAUCAGAUUGUUAAGUAUAUUUAAAACUAUAUUAAUUUUUUAUUGGAAUUUUAUAUUCUGAUAUUUGCAUACAUGUAGUUUGAAUGAAAAAGGAAAUGAAUGAAAUGGCACUAUGUUAUGUUAGAAAACUAUGAUUUUUAUUAUUGAUUUUGCAGUGAUUAUAAACAAUUGCAUAUUAAGAAUUGUUAAAGUUACUAUCUCUGGACUGCAAGUGUUCUAAUAAAGACAAAUGAGCCGCGACAAAACCAACAUAGUGCGUUUGCGACCAGCAUGGAUCCAGACCAGCCUGCACAUCCGCGCAGUCUGAUCAGGACCCAUGCUGUUCUCUACUUGUAAUAGGGUUUGUAAGCGAACAGCAUGGAUCCUGAUCAGAUUGCGCAGGCUGGACUGGAUCCAUGCUGGUCGCAAACCCAUUAUGUUUGUUUUGUCAUGACACGGCUAAAUUAUUUUCUGAACAGUACGUGGAUAACUUAUAAGUGUAGACAUUACACCUGAAUUUCAUACCCUCUUACACAUAAGGAUUUUCAUAUUGUAGUCAUAUUUGUGUGUAUGUGAUACAUCCAGUAUUUACAGGUAUAUUACAAAAUGAAAUAUUUUAUAGUGUCUAAAAACUUUUAUUAUUUAUAUUUAUAUUAAUUUUGUGAUGAAUUAUUUUUAUCAUAUUUAUACUAUUUUGAACUUGCUGAUUUUGUUACUGCUUAAGUUAUUUUGAUAAAAUCUUAAUAUAGUUAUAUUGUUUUGUUAUUUGAUAAAUUAUAUAGUUAUAAUAAUCAUAUAAUUAUUCAAAAUGAUCAAUUUACAUCAUAUGUAUAUUAUCCAUUAUUUUCUACUUUUGUAUAUUUUUUUUAAUGAUAUUUUCAUGUAAAUAAAAUAUAUUCUUUUUUGAAAUUUCCUUUUUAUAAAUGAUGUCCAGUGAUUACCAUUCCAUAAAACCCCUAUUGAAUGUUUAAGUGGGUGUUACCAUUCAGAUAAUUUAGUAAUUUAAACCAAAUUACCUUUAAAUGUGUGAGUUAUCAUCCAUUCUUACCUGUAAUUCAAAGAUUAUUUAUCAAUUCCAUCAUUUUGAUGCUUAAGUUGUUAUGCCUCCAGAUGAACCAAAAUAUUUCAAGAAAAUCAAACUUGAGAAAAAAUGUAUUGAGGUUUUAUGAAAAGUAAAAAGACUGAAGAUAAAAGUAAUAAUUUCCAUGUUAUUUGCGAUAAAUGGCCGAUUUUUCAGUAAUUUUCACCAUAUUUCUACUGCGAUACUAACGCAGUAUGGGCUAAUUUUGCAUAUUUUGACCUCUUUUUGGUAAUUUACAUGGGUUGUUAGUGCUGUUUGAAAUGCACAUAUUAUUUUCUUUGUUGGUUUCACAAUAUUUUACUUUUUAAUACAUUUUUCAAAAUUUUCAUGAAAAUUAGCAGGAAUCUGGAGGCGUGCUUCUUUAACACUUUGGCAGCAACAAAAAUUACCCAUACAACCAGUGCUGACCAAUUUCAGCACACUCAUUUCGUCUGAUCAUGGUCUGCACUGUUCUCUAUUCAGUCAGAACUUUAUAUUUUGAAAAUUUCUCUAAAAAUGAUGAAUGGUUUUGUCCAGAUUGAAAUACAUUGUAUGGAUGAGUCCAUUUAAUAUAUCUAGUGUGGUUGCGAUAUUAUCCAUCUACACUCAUCCAAGUUAACUAUAGAUACUUAAAAUUUAUGAAAAUCAUAUGUACCGUAAAAACCUGCAACAUCAAAGUGUAACCUACUUAUAGUUUCAGUCAUUCAUAUAACUUGUCUGACUAGCUUAAACACGUUUUUCUAAAGUAAAAGAAUUUAUUUCUCAUAAAUUCAUGCUGAUAGGCCAGUCUGGCUGGGCAAUUAUACAUGUAUAUCUUAUGUGUCACACUGAUACCAUUCCAUUCACUUUAUAGUUUUUUAGUGAAAAAUAAAGAGAGAAGAAAAGUAAAUUGUA